Vidua chalybeata is the source of this 1774-nucleotide messenger RNA. It is a transcript of the gene SHH, whose product is annotated as sonic hedgehog signaling molecule. The transcript is spliced from 3 exons. The record is from RefSeq and is a predicted model, not a curated record. Lineage: Eukaryota; Metazoa; Chordata; Aves; Passeriformes; Viduidae. Gene Ontology annotation, biological process: oligodendrocyte differentiation; regulation of gene expression; protein autoprocessing. Bases 439 to 1716 code for a protein of 425 amino acids. Gene Ontology annotation, molecular function: calcium ion binding; patched binding.
UUGAUGUUAUCCCAAGAAAGCGCGAUCUCCACCCCUCUCAGCUCCAAGCCCUUCAGGUAAAAGGAAAAAAAAAAUCUUUCAAGAAUUUGUUGCCUUUUUGAGGGUUAAAACAUCAGAAGACAAGCUUGUCUCGCCUUGGCCAAUCAGCUCUCGGCCCUGGCAGCUAUAAUAUAGAACUAAAGGCAGACUCCUCUCACAAGCGUCUUGCUUUGCUACCAUUAAAAUCAGACCCUUUUUUUGUCUCUCGAUUGCUGUCUCCCGACCAAACUCCGAUGUGUUCCGUUAUCAGCGACCUAAAGCCUGCCAUUCCAGCACCUGUCUUGCUAGGGAUCGGUGGAUAGUAUACGAUUCAGAAAGCAGACAAGGACAUAGGAGGAGAGAGAGCUCUAGAGAGACAGCCAGGGAUAGGCACAGAGAGCUUUGAAGUAAUUGGAUUCAAUGGACGAAAUGCUGCUGUUGACAAGAAUUCUCUUGGUGGGCUUCAUCUGCGCUCUUUUAGUCUCCUCUGGGCUGACUUGUGGACCAGGCAGGGGCAUUGGAAAAAGGAGACACCCCAAAAAGCUGACCCCUUUAGCCUAUAAGCAGUUUAUUCCCAAUGUGGCAGAGAAGACCCUAGGGGCCAGUGGAAGAUAUGAAGGGAAGAUCACAAGAAACUCCGAGAGAUUUAAAGAACUAACCCCAAAUUACAACCCUGACAUUAUUUUUAAGGAUGAAGAGAACACGGGAGCUGACAGACUGAUGACUCAGCGCUGCAAGGACAAGCUGAACGCUCUGGCGAUCUCGGUGAUGAACCAGUGGCCCGGGGUAAAGCUGCGGGUAACCGAGGGCUGGGACGAGGACGGCCACCACUCCGAGGAGUCCCUGCACUACGAGGGCCGCGCCGUGGACAUCACCACCUCGGACCGGGACCGCAGCAAGUACGGCAUGCUGGCCCGCCUGGCCGUCGAGGCUGGCUUCGACUGGGUCUACUACGAAUCCAAGGCGCACAUCCACUGCUCCGUCAAAGCAGAAAACUCAGUGGCGGCCAAAUCUGGGGGUUGCUUCCCUGGCUCGGCCACGGUGCACCUGGAGAAAGGUGGGACCAAGCUGGUGAAGGACCUGAGGCCUGGAGACAGGGUGCUGGUGGCCGACACGGAGGGCCGUCUGCUCUACAGUGACUUCCUCACCUUCCUCGACCGCGAGGACGGCUCCCACAAGCUCUUCUACGUCAUCGAGACCCGGCAGCCCCGGGCCCGGCUGCUGCUGACGGCCGCCCACCUCCUCUUCGUGGCACCCCAGCAGAACCAGUCUCAGGCGGGGACCGCCAGCAGCCGGGCGCUGUUCGCCAGCCGCGUGCGGCCGGGCCAGCGCGUCUUCGUGCUGGGCGAGGGCGGGCAGCAGCUGCUGCCGGCGGCCGUGCACCGCGUGUCGCUGCGGGAGGAGGCGUCGGGCGCCUACGCGCCGCUCACCGCCCAGGGCACCAUCCUCAUUGACCGCGUGCUGGCCUCGUGCUACGCCGUCAUCGAGGAGCACAGCUGGGCGCACUGGGCCUUCGCUCCCUUCCGCCUGCUCCAGGCCGUGCUGGCCGCCCUCUGUCCCUCCGCGGCGGGGUCCCCGAUGGGAGACCCCACGGCCCCCGGCAUCCACUGGUACUCUCGGCUCCUCUACCGCAUCGGCAGCUGGGUGCUGGAUAGUGACUCUCUGCACCCGCUGGGCAUGAUGGUGUCAUCCAGCUGAGGGGACCCCGCGCCAUCCCGACCGCCCGCCAGGCUCCAACGGAGAGACAGAGACACGA